CAUUUCGUUCAACCAAGUAAGAACUGCGUCAAUCGGAACGCCAUCAUUGAAUCAUCCGUGACCAUCAUAGAAGCUAGGAAUUAGUGUAAUAUAUGAAUUAAGUGAAUUAUAUUUCCAUUUUGUGUUCAAUUAAAGUUUAAAAAAUGUCGAGACCCGGUGAUAGACCAAACCAGGCACAAACCUACAAGCUUGUCGUCGUCGGCGGCGGUGGUGUCGGAAAGAGUGCGAUCACGAUACAAUUUAUACAGAGUUACUUUGUCACUGAUUACGACCCCACCAUCGAAGACAGUUACACCAAGCAGUGUGUUAUCGAUGACAUCCCCGCCAAACUUGAUAUUUUAGAUACAGCUGGCCAAGAGGAGUUCUCGGCUAUGCGGGAGCAAUACAUGCGGUCAGGGGAGGGCUUCCUGCUCGUCUUCUCUGUAGCCGAUCAUGCCAGCUUUGACGAGCUGUUCAAGUUCCACAAACAGAUCCUCAGGGUCAAGGACAGAGACGAGUUCCCCAUGCUCAUGGUGGGCAAUAAAGCCGAUUUAGAACACCAGAGAGUGGUUACCCUGGACGAGGCGCAGGCUUUGUCCCGCCAACUAAAGGUACCUUACAUAGAAUGUAGUGCGAAGGCGAGAAUGAACGUAGACCAGGCAUUCCACGAGCUAGUUAGACUGGUGAGGAGGUUCCAGGAGGCGGAGAGGAUCCACAUCAAGUCAGAACAGAGAAGCAGAAAGAAAAAAUGCACAAUUUUGUAACGAUAAUAACAAAUAAAUAGAUGUCAAAUUCAAAUGACAGAUGUGUUUUGACAUAUGCAAUACUUCUAUAUAGCUGUCACUUGAGGAGGGAAAUGCAUAUUGUUUUUAAAACAAAUAUGUACCUUUGUUUUUAAGGUUAAGCCAAUGUAGUUAUCUUUUCCCUCGUUUUUGGUGAUAUAGGAGUAUUUCAUAUGUUUUUUUUUUGUUAAAUGUUGGAUUUUUUGAAAUGGUGCUUUGUCUGUCAGCUUAUUUUUUAACGCACCGUUCGUAUUUUUCCGAUUGGGAUUUUAUAUUUAUAGGUUCACAUCUAGAAUAAGUUUAUUUAUUUAAUUUUUUUUUUAUAGUUGUUUUUAUUUCAAGUCUAAAAGAGGAAAUGAUUUUAUUUUAUCGUAUUUUGAAAAUUUCUGUUACGUAUGUGCCAUUUUGUUUUGAAGUUUUUUUUUUUUAUUUACUUCAUUGCUGUCUAUGUUAUACUAUGGCAAUAAUUCAGCACAAACUUUCGUUGAUAUAAAACCAUCGAGAUUGUCACUUUCACAAAUAAUUUCGGUUCUUAAUUACUUCUCGAUUAUAAUAAUAUAUAGAAGUCUCGAAACCAAAUACUAAUUUGUAUAAUUGUUAAUCAACAUAUGUAACAAUAACUUAGGGUAAGUGUAUUAUUGGAACGUGAUUAAUGGAAUGAGCGUCAACUGUGACAGCGGGAUCGAUCUGUCAAAUCACAAACACAAGUAAAGUCACGAUUCAGGAGUUCGCAUUGAGUUUUCUACGUGUUAUUAAAGACAGAGAACUUAGUUCGUAAGGAGAUAUACUAUAUAUUUUUUAUAACGUAUUAUUAUUUAUAAAGUAUUUGCUAAAUAUAAUUUACAUGCGCAGUUUUUGAUACUAUAUAAUUUUUUAUUAGCCGCUAUGGAUUAUUUGACGCUUCCAUUUUACAUAUCAGGUGACCAGCCAAAGAACUGAACAGGCCAAGCCUCGCCCACCUCCGUGUAAUGUAUACGUCUUAGACCGUUCGUGUUAGUUUUCUAGUUCUUUGUAAGGUUGAUAUAUUAGAACUGAAAUGUGAAGAGCUUUAACCGCUGGCUGCCGAUUCACUGGUCAUGUAAUAUUGUAUUGUAAUACAUUAAUAUAACAAC
Molecule: messenger RNA, 1873 nt
Organism: Danaus plexippus (monarch butterfly)
Lineage: Eukaryota; Metazoa; Arthropoda; Insecta; Lepidoptera; Nymphalidae
Gene: Ras64B
Product: ras-like protein 2
Exons: 4
Coding region: 144-743 (199 amino acids)
Biological process (GO): signal transduction
Cellular component (GO): plasma membrane
Molecular function (GO): GTP binding; GDP binding; GTPase activity
Source: RefSeq, a predicted model, not a curated record